This is a messenger RNA of Diorhabda carinulata, 6969 nucleotides long. RefSeq names its product protein Malvolio-like. The transcript is spliced from 10 exons. The record is from RefSeq and is a predicted model, not a curated record. Gene Ontology annotation, molecular function: manganese ion transmembrane transporter activity; cadmium ion transmembrane transporter activity; iron ion transmembrane transporter activity. Gene Ontology annotation, cellular component: apical plasma membrane. The coding region runs from base 229 to 1950 and encodes 573 amino acids. Gene Ontology annotation, biological process: manganese ion homeostasis; response to manganese ion; metal ion transport. Lineage: Eukaryota; Metazoa; Arthropoda; Insecta; Coleoptera; Chrysomelidae.
AAGUUAUGACACAUCAUUCUACCAGUCACUACUUACUACUUAUAUUGUCAUAUUGUCGGUCAACGAAGUCAACGUGACAAGUGAACUUGACCGUCAGUUUGAAAUUUUUGUGUUUAAAAUUUUACUUAAAAUGUAUUAAUUGUGGAUUGUUUCAACCAUUAUAAUAAUUAAUCACCAUUAUAGCCGAUAUUGAUAAAGUGGAACCCAAAACUUUUUAACCUUCAAAAAAUGCCUGGAAUAUCUUAUGAAAGUGCCCAUAAUUCUGGUGGAGGAGAUGCAGAUUCUACCGUUAGAUCUAACGCACCAAUAACCUAUAGUUCCAAUGGACAAUUCACACCCAGUGACUCCAGAACAUCCUCUAAUCAGACAUAUUUCGCAGAUGAAAAAAUAAAAAUACCGGAUAUUGAUGGGAAUAAAUUCAGCUUUAAGAAAUUAUGGGCGUUUACUGGUCCAGGAUUUCUGAUGUCUAUCGCAUAUUUAGAUCCGGGUAAUAUAGAAAGUGAUUUACGUAGUGGCACCGUUGCUCAAUAUAAAUUAUUAUGGAUACUUUUGAGCGCCACACUUUUGGGCUUAUUAAUGCAAAGGUUGUCAGCCAGAUUGGGCGUGGUAACAGGCUUACAUUUGGCUGAAAUGUGCUACAGGCAAUACAGGAAAGUACCAAGGACGAUAUUAUGGAUAAUGAUUGAAAUAGCCAUUAUUGGAAGUGAUAUGCAAGAAGUUAUAGGGACCGCUGUUGCCAUAUAUUUACUCUCUAAUCGAGUCAUACCGAUAUGGGGAGGAGUUUUGAUAACGAUAAUAGACACAUUUACAUUUUUAUUUCUUGAUAAAUACGGCUUAAGAAAACUCGAAUCCUUCUUCGGAUUGCUGAUAACAAUAAUGGGCUUAACGUUCGGUUUCGAAUACGUCACGUCCAAACCAGAUGCAGCGGGCGUAGUUAAAGGGAUGUUCAUUCCAUGGUGUUCGAAUUGUGACUCUAGAGCGUUACUACAAGGAGUUGGAAUAAUCGGAGCGGUAAUUAUGCCUCACAAUCUCUAUCUACAUUCCGCUCUUGUAAAAUCGAGAGCUAUCGAUCGAACAAAGCCAGAAAAAAUAAGAGACGCUAACAUGUAUUUUUUUAUAGAAGCGUCAGUAGCUUUACUUAUAAGUUUUAUUAUAAAUGUGUUUGUGGUAGCCGUAUUCGCCCAUGGAUUAUUCCAAACGACCAACCAAGAAGCCCAUGAUUUGUGUGCCAAGCAUCCCGCCUUCAAUGCCUCCAUAUUUCCGGAAAAUUCCGAGUAUGUAGAUGCGGAUCUGUAUACCGGUGGUAUAUUCCUCGGUUGUAUGUAUGGAGUAUUAGCAAUGUACAUUUGGGCAGUUGGCAUCCUUGCUGCCGGUCAAAGCUCUACAAUGACAGGUACAUACGCCGGUCAAUUUGUUAUGGAAGGAUUUUUGAAUCUACAAUGGGCUAAAUGGAAAAGGGUGUUGUUUACUCGUACCAUAGCAAUAAUACCAACAUUCUGUUUAGCUUUUUUUAGCAAUAUUAACGAUUUGACGAGUAUGAACGAUAUUUUAAACGCAAUUAUGAGCCUUCAAUUGCCGUUUGCUACAAUUCCAACCAUAGCUUUCACUAGCAACCCGCAAAUAAUGGGAAAAUUUGUAAACGGAAUUGGAAACAAAGUGGCAUCCAUUUUACUGAGCAUCGUGGUAAUAGGAAUAAAUACUUACUUUGUAAUAAGCUCUGUAGAUAAAAUGGAAUUGAAUGGAUUUCUACUUUUCUUAGUGAUAACAGUCGGUAUUGUUUAUUUAAUAGUCUGUUGUUAUUUGGUGUUACAUAUGACCAUAUCGAUGGGUAAUACGAGCUUAUUACGAUUCAGUUUUGUCAACAAGUACAUAAUGGGUCCGGUAGAUGCCACUUUAGAUAUCAGUCCUACUUGUUAUACGAGGCAAAACUCUGAUGCUUGUGAAGAGUAAGUGGUUAAUACCACUAGCUUUGUAUCUAUUCAAAUACUCGCCUUGUCAUCUAGAUAUAAAAUACCCGGCCGUUCGCAUAGCGAAUUUUGAAAAAUUUAUUUUUCAAAAUUCAUUAAAUAUAUUUUUAAAUUUUUAUAAUAAUAAUUAUUCGAACAAAUUAAUCUUUUAAAAUGUUCUGAAAUUAUUGUGGUUGUUAAUGUAUUGUGUUUGAUAUUAUCAAAAUUGAAAAAAAAUAAGUAUAGUACAGUCAAAUUAGCUUUAAAAAAAUAUCAUUUUCAAAAGAAAAUUAAUAUGUGAAAACCACAUGCUUUUUUUGUUCAGUACCCAAAAUUAAGGUCAUAUCUUUUGACUGAAUUUUUUACAUCAAUGUCUAAAGAGUUUUAAUAUUUUUUUUCUUUUAUUUUGCGACAAAAACUAAUGCUCAGAUGUAUAGUAGAAAAUGUAAAACCGGCUAAAUUUACGUUUUUCUAUUUUUGCAAUAAAAAAUUCUUCUUAUUCCUCCCCUUUUCUUAAGACUUAGUCUACUAUUCAACCUCUUGAAAAGUAGAUGUCCAUCCUUCGUGUCGAACGCGAACAUGAUGCGCUGUAGACGUUCAUAAAUGUCAAAAACACACCCUGAAUUUAAAGCUGCACAGAAUGAACGCGAACGGGACUGUAGUUCGCGAGUAAACAUAACCUUAAACCGAUGCACAGAAUGACCACUAAACUGACGGUGGUUCGCUAGUAAACAUAACCUUAAACCGAUGCACCGAAUGUACGCAAACAAAACCUUAUUUUGAUCCACUUUUAGGCCUCUAACGUGAUCUAGAUUUACUGUUGAACAUAGAAAAAAUUAUCUAGAAGUUGUAUUAGAUCAAAUAACACGAUCUGGAUUAGAUAUAAAACAAAAUCUAAAUAUUCGAAAGUACUUAAAGAGUUACAAUCGAUGGAGAAACUUUAUUCAAUCAUCUAAAUGUACACAAAUUAAUAAGUUGUGCACAAUAAUCUAAUUAAAGGAGAUUUCUCGAACCACGUCUAAAUCUAGAAACUGGAAAAAAUCGCUAGGGGCCAGAUCUGGCGAAUACGUGUGUGGUCGAACAUUUCAAAGUACCGAACACCGAAAUGUGAGCAGGUGCGUUGUUCUGAUGUAAAAGCGCUUUGUUUCUCUUCAAAUACAAUGACUUUUUUGCUAUUUAUCCUUUCACCUUAUUAAAAAAUGAUGCACUCUCCUAUUAUUGUUGUCCCUUUUUGAAAAAUGGUCAAUCCCAUAAUUAUCCCAAAAACUCCAGAGUUAAUUUUUUAGGUAAAGAAAUGUAUUUCUUUGUUAGCAUAAUUAGUAGCUGCCGGGUGAUCACUAAUUGUUAUUAUUUUAAAUUUUUGGUCAAUUAUCUUAAUUUGCUUUUAUUAUAUAUUAAUAGAUCUAGUAAUAAUUGGUGUCGUUUAAUAGUGUUUGUUAAAAAUCUUGGAAUAACGUCAUAAGAGCUUUUGAAAUAUUUACAAUCAAAUGGCGAUCACUUUUAAUUUAUUAAAACUUACUAAUUAACCUCAAUUUUUCACUGAAAAAACUAAUAAAAAAUCUGCACCAACUAAAGAAGCAAAAAUAAUAAACUUUUCAAAAAGCUACUCACAAGAGGCAAGUUUUCGACGACUUCACGACCUCGACUGAAUCCUUUCUGCCACUCCAAUAUUUGCAUUCGUACACUCCAAUGAUUCCGGAACCCUAAUUCCAAUUAGAAACACAAACUUAUUUUCCAUAGAUAAAUAUUUCGCCCUCUAAUCAAGUAUACACUAUUUGAAAUAAGGCGCCCAAAUUUCACACAACGAACAUCAAUUUUUUACUGAGAAAACUAAUCAAGAAUCUGUACCAACUAAAGAAGCAAAAUUAUAAACAUUAUAAAAAGUUUUGCAAUAUAUUUCUGGAGAAGACUUGCUUUCUAUUAUCAUAUAGUUUCCUGAAAAAUGGUUAAAAAUAACUGUUUCAAUUAAAUAUUGGUCUAUAAAUUAUAAAAUUUUUAUUUCUACGUUCAUGUAAUAAACACAACUUUAUUGAACUAUAUUUACUGGAAAAAAUGGUUCUUUAUUGCUCUAAUGCAAUAAAUGUCUCAUCUGUCGUGAUCAUAGACAAACAUAAAUAUUCAAAUAAGUCAAGAAUUAACAAAGAAUAGCGGAUUUUAUUUUAUUAUUAAUCAUAUUUAUUAUGUUCUCGAUUAAGAAAUGACUAGAAACUUUUAAACUGUCCAUAUGAUAACAAUUUAUAAACAAAAAUGUAAAUGCAUCAAAUAUACGCGCUCACGACUAUUACGAUUUUGAUAAUGCAGUUCUAUAAAUGCCAGUCAAAAUUUUUGUUUUCGUGAACGUAGAAAAAAUAUUGUUUGUAACUCGGGCAACAAGUGUUUAUUGCAUUAGACGUGUUAUUAAACUCGGUCUCGUUGGACAAAUUUUGCAUAAAUAGUUAUUAUUAUUAUUCGAGUAUUUUUUCAAAUAACUUAUCUCCAUUAUUUUUUCUUUUUAAUGUUUAUUAAACAUCUUAAAAUAAAUUAGUUUUGAAAAACGACAUUAAUUAUUACUGGCUUUAGUCUAAUAAAACCUUUUUUAACAUCUCUAGAAAUACUAACACUCCAUUUCGUUUGUUUCCAUUUUCAGCCUUCUUCGAGGUGCUUAGCUUUUUACUGAUUAACCUACUGGAAACUAAUUUGAAUUAGUAUCAUAGUUCUAUUUUUCAACAUUUUUUAAGGGUUAAUUUGGAUCUACCUGACGACAAGUACAAUUUUUAACGAAAAAUUUUAAAAAUAGGUAUCAUUCGAAAUUGCCAUAUCGAAUCUAAAUACUGGGUCAGCGUAAUAGCAACAUGCCAGGUAAAAAAAUAAAUUAAAUGUAAAUAGGUAAGAUAUUUAUUUUCAAAUUUUAUAAAAUUCCACCAAAAAUAUUCAAAAAAAUAUAUAACUAUUGUAAAAAAAAAAUUAUUGAAAAACGAAAACAUAACCAAUCAAAACAAAAUAAAAAAGUACAAGACACUAAUAAGACCAGUAAUUAUUUAUGUGAUAGAAACAACAGUAAUAAACAAAUAAGAACAAGGAGAAGAACUUAAAAGAACUGAGAGAAGCAUAUAAUAUGUAAUACAGUCGAACUCCAAUAAUUCGAACUGCAAGGGACCGUAGCAAAAGUUCGAAUUAUCGAGGUGUUCGAAUUAUCGGAGUUGUGCACAUUUACAUACAUAUAUGUAUGCAUUUCGAUGCAUCUUUCCAUUUUAUAAAUAAAUAAAUAUGUUAUGGGUAUAUAAAAUGUUUAUUUAUUUAUUUAUUUAUUUAAAAUAAUUUGUACACGUUUGAAGAAUUUUUGGUCCUAAAAAGGACCGAUUAUUUAUCUUAAAAUAAAAAAAAAUACAUAUAUUUAUUUUUUUGUAAAGAAAUCAGCUAUGCUAGAUUGCUUCAUGCUGACGAUUUUUUCCUUUGAAGCAAAUCGAGUGAUUCGACAAAAUAUCGUCGUCUUACCUAGAAUCUGAAGAUUCGAAUUUUUCAAUUUUUUUCAACACUAACAGUUCGAAUUUUUUAAUACCUUUGUACAUACAUAAUUUACACAAUUUUCAAUUAUUCGAACAUCAAAAAUUCGAACUUUUCAAUUAUUUAAACGCCAAAAAUUCGAAUUUUUCGGUAAUUAACACAGAAAAUACGAAUUUUUUGAUAAUUCGAACUUCAAAAGUUCGAAUUAUCGAGGUUUUUUUACAUGUGUUAGUAAUAGGAAUGUCAAGGGACCGACGCAAAAGUUCGAAUUAACGAGGAAUUCGAAUUAUCGGUGUUCGAAUUAUCGGAGUUCGACUGUAUUGAAAUAUUUGAAGUUUUCCCGAUUGGUUCAACUCAACUAACUGCCAGCGCCAAUCUUUCCAUAUUUUCGUUAGUUGUUACAGAUAAAAGUCGUCCAAAUCGCGGCGCGUCGACAACUGGGCCCAUUUUUAACAAUUUCUGAUACGUUUUCUACUAUGUUGAACGAUUUGGUAGCGGCGAAUUCGGAAAUUGUUGUCGGUAAACAUAGUUUCAAAAUUCGAAUGAACUUGCAUCGGUUAUUCAUUUUGAGAACGCGUCUACUCGACGAGCACAGACACAACUGUCAAAAUCACGGACAUGUUCGUUCUAAUCUUUUUCUACAGCGUUGCCUGACUUAUGCAGACCUCGAUAAUUGAUUCCAUAUGGUAAUGGUUAAGACAAAUCGUAUCAUGAACGAUCUGUCGACCUUACACGGGGCUCUUGUGCCAUGUAAACUGUUUACCUUCGAUAUAUGAAGACGAUGUUUGGGUUUCGAAACGAUUGUGUUCAGAACGCCAUCUAUACUAUAUAAUUAAACAUAUUCAUACACUAUCAAAUCGCUAAAUAACGAUUCGCCCCAUGUAAGGUUAAUUAUGUAGAAGAAAAUAUUUAUUAUAAUUGUAUAAAAUAUAUUUGCUCAAAACCUAAGAUUUAAGAAUGAAAUAAAAGUGUAAAAAUGGCAUCUUUUUCUCACUUAUUACAUUAUUAUCUAUUUUUCACUUUAUAUUAAGUUUGUUCUUGGUAGCUGCACUGGCAGAACUAGUUCAGUGUACACUAAAGCGUUAUUUGUAGUGGAAACAGCGCUAGUGUCGCUGUUCUCAGUAGUAGUGCAAGAGAACUAGUUUUUACUGUACUGCUUGCACCGGGUCUAGAGUCAGUGCAAUAAGUGUAAUCUGGAAACGGUGGUUCUACAUCUUCAGUCAUGAGAAAAAUGUAAAAUAUCAAAAAGCAUGAUUCACAUUAAAUAACCUCAAAUACAGCUAAUGCUCCAUUGCUCUCUGCACUAUAUCGUUCUUUAUGUUCGGUCGAACUAAUUCUAUACACUCAUGAACUGGCCUGCACUGGUACAGUUAUAGUGUAGCUACCAAGAGCAAACCGAUUGUGUUUCGAAUAAAACAUAAGAUGUUUAUGAAUUAUAUAUACUGCCGAGGUACAUAAGUUGAAAAUAUGUCAUUUGUAAAGACAACAAAUCAAUUUGUUACCAAUGACUAUAAAUAAAAAAAUAAAUAAAUCAUAAAAA